AUGGCUGCCCAGUGGCUUGGAGCUAUCCCUCCUCCUCCAGGAGUUACCCCUAAUAUCAUCGACCCUCCAAGCCAGUGGGCUGGGAAUAUUGCCCUUCACACAGUAUGCCUCACGCUGGCGACCGCUGCGGUUGCGAUGCGGGUAUACACCCGUACACUCAUAACUCGCACGCGAAUGGGAGUGGAUGACUCGUAUACUUUGGGUAUUGGGCGCCAUCUAUGGGACACUCCACCUCUCUGGGUUCCAUAUGCCUUGAAGUAUUUCACCUUUGCGCAAUACGUUUACUUGACCCUCACCGCGACAAUCAAGCUUACCUUCCUCUUCUUUUACCGCCGUGUCUUUUCGCCGCAGACACUAUCAAAUAUCCUCAUCACCUCCGGUAUCAUCUUCGUUGCUAUUUCUCAUGCCGCAAUUCUCUUUGCGACUGUUUUCUCAUGCUCCCCCGUCGCACGCGCAUGGAACUUGGCCAUCCCUGGGCGGUGCAUUAAUCCUACCAUUCUUCCAUAUCUUUCUGGCGCCCUCAGCUCGUCAACUGAUCUUUACGUGCUCAUCCUACCAAUUUACCCCGUGUGGAACCUGAACAUGCCACUUCGCCGCAAGAUCAAACUCCUUGGUGUAUUUGGUCUUGGUAUCUUUGCCGUUUGUGCUAGCUUGGUUCGGCUUGCAGAGACACCGGUCCUACAAAGUAGCCCCGAUGCUACAUGGAACAUAUCUAGGUUGGCUGUCUGGGCCGUCAUCGAAGCAAACGUGGGAAUAUUCUGUGGAUGUCUAUUACUACUUCCCGCUUUCCUUGAUCGCCACUUGCCCAAGUCCAUUACAUCGUCAAUCAAGGGACUAUUCUCCACUUCAAACAGCCGACGACUCGAAAAGGGUGGCAGUUCCGACGCCUCCUCGAAGCAAUACUCAUGGCCCAAUUCCAACCACAGCCACAAGGUCUCGAUAUCAACUUCUUCAAAGGGCCACAGUUACUUAGAGCUAAAUCCUCCAAACAGUGUCCACGACACUGUUUAA
Molecule: messenger RNA, 1011 nt
Organism: Microsporum canis CBS 113480
Lineage: Eukaryota; Fungi; Ascomycota; Eurotiomycetes; Onygenales; Arthrodermataceae
Exons: 5
Coding region: 1-1011 (336 amino acids)
Source: RefSeq, a predicted model, not a curated record